This is a messenger RNA of Chenopodium quinoa (quinoa), 1718 nucleotides long. RefSeq lists its product as uncharacterized. Gene Ontology annotation, molecular function: zinc ion binding. NCBI's taxonomy places the organism in Eukaryota, Viridiplantae, Streptophyta, Magnoliopsida, Caryophyllales, Amaranthaceae. The transcript has 8 exons. The coding region runs from base 233 to 1219 and encodes 328 amino acids. The record is from RefSeq and is a predicted model, not a curated record.
UCUAGUAGCAAGUAGGUGAAUAGACGAAUAGUUCGGAGCCGUAUCGCAUUCCGCCAACAACGUAUUCUUUGCGUUGAGCAACACACUAGUUCCGAAACACAAGUGAUCGGGCCGUUGAAUCCAAAAUUCAAUUCAUAACAUUUCCGAUUCUCUCUCAUCGGAAAACAAACACAAUCACACUUUCAGAGGAGAGAGAAAGAGAGAGAAGCUUCGACCUUCAAGAAGCCCGUCAAUGGCGGGCAACGCCGAUGAUGAUGAUGCUGCUCCUCUCAUUAUGUCGCCGCCAUCUCCCAUUCUUCCUUCGGCCGCGAUCGACAUUGAAGCUGGUCCUUCUGAACAAAUUCAAUGCCGUAUUUGUCUCGAAACUGACGGUCGAGACUUUAUUACUCCAUGUAAGUGCAAGGGUACAUCAAAAUAUGUACACCGAGAAUGCUUGGAUCAAUGGCGAGCUGUGAAGGAAGGGUUUGCAUUUGCCCAUUGCACUACUUGCAAGGCUCCUUAUUACUUAAGGGUUCAUGCUCUUGCUGACCGAAAAUGGCGGACCUUGAAAUUUCGGUUUUUCGUGACAAGAGAUAUUCUGUUUAUAUUUCUAGCCGUUCAGCUUGUAAUUGCUUCACUGGCAUAUAUAGUAUAUAUGAUUGAUGGCUAUCAAGAUUUUUGGCUACAGCUUUAUUGGGGCUUUGAUAAACAUUUCAGCUUUUACUACAUUUGUGGUGCACUUUUGUUUUUUGCUUUGCUUGGUUUGUCGGGUUGUUUCAUAACUUGUUAUGACAGAAGGGUGCGGAAUGAUCUGGCACAACCUUGUAGAGAACUUUGUCUUUGUUGCUGCCAUCCAGGAUUAUGCGCGGACUGCCAUUUACCUGGAACACUUUGUAUGUGGACCGAUUGCACUGCAUGCUGCCAAGGCUGUGCCAGUUCAAUUGGUGAGUGUGGGAGCUGUUUGGGAGGUGCUGGAGAAGCCGGAUUACCGUUGUUGUUUAUAAUGGCUCUGAUUGUAUUGGGAUUGUUCACGGUGAUUGGGAUAUUCUAUAGUGUACUUGUUGCCACUAUGGUUGGGCAAAGAAUUUGGCAACGACACUAUCACAUUCUUGCUAAAAGGAUGCUUACAAAGGAGUAUGUAGUUGAAGAUGUAGAUGGUGAGUUGCCAGGAUCUGAUUGGACUCCCCCACCUCUCCCACCAGAGCAUGUGCAGCAGCUUAAAUCUCUUGGGCUUUUGUAAGCUAAUUUAAGAGAAGCAGGUGGUCGAAUGAUCCUUUAUGGGAGCAAACUUUGGUGAUGGUUUUCGCCUGCUCUACUGUCUGUACAGGUAUAAUCUGUUUCCAUGCACAUACCGAGUUACCAAUAUGCAUUACAAAAUGAUAGAUUGUCAUCAUUUGGCACAUGAAAGUGCGAUAUGUUUUAUAGGAGAGCAUCUGGUUUGGAAAUACAAAUGUAAUGUCUUCUUUAUAAAACCAAACUGGCUCACCUUUGGGUCUUUUCUGAGGGGUUAACAGUUCAAGUCUUCUGGUUUUUGUUUCCCCCUUAUCUGAUGCUGACAACUCCUGUAGAUGUACAUGUAGUCUAUUAUUAACAACCAUUGUACAAGUAGAUUUUUCCAGCCAAACGAAAGGGAAAGUAGUGACUAGUGAAAUAUGCACUCAAGAUUUACCAAUAUUAUGUAUCGGAUAUUUUAUGUAUUGAAGAUUUGAAAUCAGUAACCUGCUUCAAUGAUUGCAUUU